AUGAGUCGCCUCGUGCAGAUCGCUCAGCGGUCCAACAAGGCCCCCGUGGGCUUCAAAGUGCAGCUCGUGGUGCACCGCUUGAACGCCAACUUGGCCGUCAAGCAUGACACCGAGCUGGUGGCUGUCAUAAUGGGCCGGAAGAAGAAGAUUCCGACCAAGCCCGCAGUCUACCAUCCUGCUGACCCCGGUGACGAUGGCUCAUUAAGACGGUUGAACGGGUCCAGGGCGAUUCAGUCGUCACAGUCGAGGAGCGGAGACACAGGCGAAGUUGUCUGGGGUGACAUGGUGGCGUUCUCCAGCACGCUCUACAUGGCCAAGUCGGGGCUCUUCCAGGCCAAGCGCUUCCAGAUCCACAUCAACACCGUCGGCGAGCACGGGAGAACCCUCGCGGUAUUCGAGUUUGACUUGGCGGAGCUUGUUCCCGUCUCGAAAGACUCGGGUAAGGAGAGCGUACGCUUGAACACGACCAAGUGCACGGAUGAUCCUCGAGCUUGCAUGUCGAUCACUGUUGUAAGCUCUCGGGUGAACCGCGGACGCGAUGGCGUGGGCCACGAGAGGUCUUACGUCGAGGACAGCACGAGCGAAAUGGGUUCGGAGAUGUCGGCGUACACGAACAACAGUCGCGCGUCCUCGUUGGCCUCAAACUGCCGCCGCAACAUCGACACGCCCAUCCCUGAGCAUGUCGGCCUUGGCGAAGGAAAAGCUGACGCUAUUCGCACUGCUGGACAUCCAGCAGCAUCGGACGAGGCCGUUGCAGCGGCUGACAAUGCUCGUGACGAACUUGUGAAGGCUCUGCAGAACCUGGAAGCUCAGCUACGAGAGAGUGAAGUGGCUAACGUCAAGCUCGAAGCUGCAAUCGAGCAAAAGGACCGAGAGAUCGAGCGGCUCACUCGAAUGGCAGCGGGAAUUGGCGAGUCAAGCUCCGAGGCGGAAGAUGGCGUCAUGCAGGUGGACUUCCUCGUCUACAUGACGUUGAAGGAGCAGUUUGACGCCUUGAAACUCGAGCACGAGGCUUGUCAAACGGCCCAAAAGAGCGCGGACGGUCCUCCAGCUGCCAGUGGCAUGUACACGAUUGCUGAUGUAGAGAACGAGGAGGAAGACAACAAGGAAGAGGGUGGUAGUAAACCCAAAGAGUCCGUCAAGGACGAUGUCUCCGAGGCUUCUUCUGCGAACGAGUACGUGGAUGCUGAGGAGCCUCAUCUGGUUGCGGAGGUGAGCGCGCUCAAACAACUUCUAGCGACGCAGCGCACCGAAGCCGAGCAGCUUAACGCUACCAUUCAGGAGCUGACUUCUUCUAACACCGAGCUCGAGGCUCAGUUACGGGAGCUGCGAGCUGCCAUCGAGCAGAAGGACGAGGAGCUGCAGCUCUCUACGGCUGCGCUGCAACGCGCUGAGUCCGUGCGCAACGAGAUCGGUGACACCGAAGCUGGGGAGGCUGAAGCUCAAGCGCAGGCGUUGGAGACCGCUCUGAGCGACAACAAGCGCCUGGAGCGUCAACUGCUCAAGUUUGACGGCGCUAUGACCGCGAUGGAGGAGGAGAAGGCUCGACUGCUGGCCCAGCUGCGCGAGGCCGAGAUCGCCAGUGCCAACGCGCAAGAAGAGAUCGUCAAGGUGCAGAACGCCCUCGAGCAGCUCGAGACCAAGAGCCAAACGCUGUCGACGAAGCUGGAAGAGGCGGAUCAAGCGCGCGAACGCGCGGAGGAGAACGCCGUUGCAACGGAGGCGACGGUCGGCACGCUGCAGCAGCAGGUCCGCGACGUGUCGACCCAGCUGCAGGAGACGCAGCAGGAACUCGAAAGCCUGCGGGACAACCAACUGACCGCUAGCGCAGCCGCGCUCGAGGAGGCGACGACGAAGCAUCAGGCGCUCGAGCGGCUCUGGGAAGACGUCAAGACGGAGAACGAGCGGCUGCAGGCCCGCGUGGAGGAGCUCGAGUUCUGCUUGGCGCAGUCCGAGGCCAACGGCGACGAGAAGGCGGCCGAGCUGCAGGCGCAGGUAGACGAGGUCAAGCGCGAGGCAGAAGCUCUACGCGAGGAGCUGGAGGCUCUGCGCGCAUCGAAGACGCAGAUCGAGAGCGAGUCGCUCGAGCGCGAACUGCAGCUGCAGGAGACGACGGAGACCCACCGCCGCAUGUCGGUGGACCACGACGAGCGCCUGAGCAGCGAGAUCAUGGCGCGCGAGGAGCUACUGACGCGGCUGCAGGAGCAGGUGCAGCAGACCGAGACGCUGUCGGCUGAGCUCAGCUCCAAGGUGGUGGCGCUCGAGCAGGAGCUCGACUACUUCCAGGGCGAGCUCAUCGAGAGCAAGAUGAAGGUGGCGCAGCUCACGCAGAGCAACGACGAGCUGGCCAUGCGCAACCGCCACCUCGAGAAGGACGCGGCCGCGCACGCCAAGAAGUAG
Phytophthora sojae is the source of this 2400-nucleotide messenger RNA. RefSeq lists its product as hypothetical. The record is from RefSeq and is a predicted model, not a curated record. Bases 1 to 2400 code for a protein of 799 amino acids. NCBI's taxonomy places the organism in Eukaryota, Oomycota, Peronosporomycetes, Peronosporales, Peronosporaceae. The transcript has a single exon.